Messenger RNA from Pseudocercospora fijiensis CIRAD86, 168 nucleotides. RefSeq lists its product as uncharacterized. The record is from RefSeq and is a predicted model, not a curated record. NCBI's taxonomy places the organism in Eukaryota, Fungi, Ascomycota, Dothideomycetes, Mycosphaerellales, Mycosphaerellaceae. Bases 1 to 168 code for a protein of 55 amino acids. The transcript has a single exon.
AUGGCAAAGCCUGGUAAAUGCGAACAUACUUUCAAGAUGAUCAAGUCGGACACGACAUUGAUUCUAUGGAAUUGCAACAUGUGCCACUCAGGCCCUCACUGGUUUAUCUAUGAGUGCGCAAAGUGCAAGCUGAAGACUUGCCGGCCAUGCACGCAAAAGGCGUCUUAG